AUGUCGAACUCGGCCGUCGGAACCGUCUACCAGGCCAUCAUCGAAGAGGUCAUCAACAGCUCGCGCGUCGACUUUGAAGAGAGCGGCGUCGAGGAGGCGGUGCUCGAAGAGCUGCGACAGGGGUGGCAGCAGAAGCUGUCCCAGCUCGGUGCCGCCGCUUUCCCCUGGGAUCCCAAGCCGGAACCGGUGCCGCCUAUGCAGCCGGUUGAGGCCGCUCAGCCUGCGCCCGCGGCGGCGCCGUUGAUGCCGAGCCCGGGUCACGCUCAGACUCAGUUUUCGUCGCAGAUACCACUCCCCAUGGUCAGCGCCACCGAUGGCUCCGUCCAGAACGGUGUCAAGCAGGAGGGAAUCAAGCAAGAAAAUAUCAAACAAGAGCCUGGUUCGGGCCCGGGUGCCAUACCCCCGUUUCCCACCUACAUCGGCAUGGAGAACAAGAGCGUUGCUGCCAACCGAGCGGCGCAGCAACUGCAGCUUCAGUACGGCAUGAGAGCCGCCGGCUCCAUCAACGCCAUCCAGAACCUCGGCCAGCAGGGGGAUCAGUCCCAAUCGCAAGCAGCCGGACAGGCCGCGAGCCACAUCAGGAACGGCCAGACCGACGGAGCCGGUGACGACGACGAUUCCUUUGAAGGUGUACUUGUUCAGCGAGGUGCCGGUGGCCACGUGGAGGAGCUCGGCAGAGUCGAGAUUGACCGCAUGCUGCACGAUCAAAUUGCCGCCAAGGCCAAGGCCAUGGAGGCCGGUGGCCUGAUGCUACCCCUCAAGGAGGUCACCAAGCACCGCGCGGCGCCGGCCGGGCGCGGCAACGACAAGGGCGUCCGAGUGGCCGCUUACGACGGCGGAGACGACGACGACGACGACGUCGACGACGAAGACGCCAUCAACUCGGAUCUCGACGACCCCGAGGACGACCGCGACGAUGACGAGGUCGACGACGAAGGCCUGGGCCACAUCAUGCUCUGCAUGUAUGACAAGGUCCAGCGCGUCAAGAACAAGUGGAAAUGCACGCUCAAGGACGGCGUGCUCACCGUCAACGGCAAAGAAUACGUCUUUCACAAAGCCACUGGUGAAUACGAAUGGUAG
Messenger RNA from Drechmeria coniospora, 1080 nucleotides. RefSeq names its product transcription factor TFIIA complex subunit Toa1. Bases 1 to 1080 code for a protein of 359 amino acids. Gene Ontology annotation, cellular component: transcription factor TFIIA complex. Lineage: Eukaryota; Fungi; Ascomycota; Sordariomycetes; Hypocreales; Ophiocordycipitaceae. The transcript has 3 exons. Gene Ontology annotation, biological process: transcription initiation at RNA polymerase II promoter; transcription by RNA polymerase II. The record is from RefSeq and is a predicted model, not a curated record.